UUUGUUGCUUUUUUUUCCCCCUCUGCCUUUUUAACAGAACAACUGUUAAUAAAAAUGGAAUUUACCAGUUUGAACAGGCUUCAAAAUGUAAGGCAGUUCAGGACAACAUUUUGUCAUCAUCUAUCAAGAAGAAAAGAUAUUCAGAAGAUUAUUAUCUGCACAUAGUCACAAAACUGCAGAACUGCACCUGGAUAAGGAGACCAGAAGAAUCUACAAAAUUUAGGUCAGAAUUAGCUUCCUGCUGUGAUGCAGUUCACAAUUUUGUUGCUUCUCAAAACAACACCCCACUGGGAAGUAACAUGAGUUACGAAGUGGACAGUAAAAAGACAAUCCUCAUUACAGAUGACAUUUUUAAGAUGCUGCCUGUGGCCUCUCCCCUUUCAGUCUAUCCCUUCAAGACCUGUGCCGUGGUUGGAAAUGGAGGCAUUCUGAAAAAUUCCAGCUGCGGAGCUGAAAUCGAUAGUUCUGACUUUGUGUUUAGGUGUAACCUCCCUCCAACCACAGGAAGCGUUAGCAAAGAUGUUGGCAAUAAAACAAACCUUGUGACUGUUAAUCCGAGUAUCAUAGCUCAGAAAUACAACAAACUAAAUGAAAAGAAGAGAGAAUUUCUGGAGAACAUUGCAGUCUAUGGAGAUGCUUUCCUUUUAUUGCCGGCAUUUUCCUUCAGAAGCAACACAGCCACUUCUUUUAAAGUAUAUCACACUCUGCAAGAGUUCAAAGCAACCCAAAGGGCAAUCUUUUUCCACCCCAUUUAUCUGAAAAGUCUUGCCCAAUUCUGGAGAACUAAGGGUGUGAAAGCCUACCGGUUGUCAUCUGGUUUUAUGAUCACUAGUGCUGCUCUUGAGCUGUGUGAGAAUGUGAAGCUCUAUGGCUUCUGGCCUUUCUCAAAAUCCACAGAGAAGAUGCCAAUCAGCCACCACUAUUAUGACAACCAGCUGCCUAAACCAGGUUUCCAUGCAAUGCCCAAAGAAUACAACCAGAUUCUUCAGCUUCAUGGCAAAGGCGUUUUGAAAUUGCAGUUUGGUAAAUGUGAAUCAGACUGA
Molecule: messenger RNA, 1043 nt
Organism: Pterocles gutturalis (yellow-throated sandgrouse)
Lineage: Eukaryota; Metazoa; Chordata; Aves; Pterocliformes; Pteroclidae
Gene: ST8SIA6
Product: ST8 alpha-N-acetyl-neuraminide alpha-2,8-sialyltransferase 6
Exons: 6
Biological process (GO): oligosaccharide metabolic process; N-glycan processing
Molecular function (GO): alpha-N-acetylneuraminate alpha-2,8-sialyltransferase activity
Source: RefSeq, a predicted model, not a curated record